AUGCCCUAUCUGCCAGCAGCCUGGGCCCUGGAAAUCACAAUGCCCCCGUGCGGGCUCAUCCUCUAUGCCACACCACAGAGGUCCAGCCUCACCAACAUCGGCAAGUAUCAGCUUAAAGAGAAGAACAAGGAAGAAAAGUCUCAGGAGAUGCUUCAAAAGGCCGCACUCCACAGACUCAGCAUAGAGCUGCCACUGAGACCUCGAGACAAGGAGAUGACCUCAGUCAGGACAGGAGCUCUGGGCCUGAAGAAUCAGGGCGGAAUGGCAGCCAGAGGAGAGGGGGGGAAGAAGAGGAAAGAUCAGGGCAAGGAGGAGCCUGCGGCAAAGACUCCUGUUCCAGAAAGUAGGGGCAGGAUACUGGCAACUACAGGAGCAGUGUUGACAAAGCAGAGGAAGAGGCCAAGGGCCACAGCAGCUGUUCCAGCCAAGGAGAAGGCAGCCCAGGUCAACCCAUCCCCGGCCUCUUUCCCACGACCCUCCACCAAAAGAAGUCAAAGGCUGAAAGCCUCUGACUUCAAGUCUGAGCCUCGGUGGGAUUUUGAGGAAGAAUACAAUUUGGAUGUAGGGGGCCUGCAGACGCCCUGCUCUGUUCCAGUGGUCCAGAAGGUGGUGACCCGCUUCCCUCCGGUACCCCAGCAGCAGCUGCUCCUGGCCAGCCUCCCCUCGGGGAGCUCCAGGUGUAUCACCUGUGCCGUGGUGGGCAACGGGGGCAUCCUGAACGAUUCACACGUGGGCCCGGAGAUAGACAGCCAUGACUAUGUGUUCCGACUGAGUGGAGCCGUUAUUAAAGGCUAUGAACAGGAUGUGGGGACCCGGACGUCCUUCUACGGCUUCACUGCCUUCUCCGUGGUCCAGUCAAUCCUCAUGCUGGGCAGUCGGGGUUUCCAGCACGUGCCUCUGGGAAAGGAUGUCAGGUACCUACACUUCCUGGAGGGCACUCGUGACUAUGAGUGGCUAGAAGCGAUAUUCUUGAACCAGACCAUGGCAAAAACCAAACUUCACUGGUUCAGGCACAGGCCCCAGGAAGCUUUCCGGGACGCCUUGGACAUGGACAGAUACCUAUUGCUGCACCCAGACUUUAUCCGUUACAUGAAGAACAGGUUUCUGAGGUCAAAGACCCUAAACACUGCCCGCUGGAGAAUAUACCGCCCCACCACUGGUGCCCUCUUGCUGCUGACGGCCCUUCAUCUCUGUGACAAGGUGAGUGCCUAUGGCUUCAUCACCCAGGGCCACGAGCGCUUCUCUGACCACUACUAUGAUAAGUCGUGGAAACGGCUGAUCUUUUACACAAACCAUGACUUCAACUUAGAGAAAACAGUAUGGAAGCGGCUACAUGAUGAAGGCAUCAUCCGGCUCUACCAGCGUCCAGAGCACCCAGAAGAGAAGAACUGA
This is a messenger RNA of Microtus ochrogaster (prairie vole), 1392 nucleotides long. Its product is annotated as ST6 N-acetylgalactosaminide alpha-2,6-sialyltransferase 1. The transcript is spliced from 8 exons. Gene Ontology annotation, biological process: oligosaccharide biosynthetic process. Lineage: Eukaryota; Metazoa; Chordata; Mammalia; Rodentia; Cricetidae. The coding region runs from base 1 to 1392 and encodes 463 amino acids. The record is from RefSeq and is a predicted model, not a curated record. Gene Ontology annotation, molecular function: alpha-N-acetylgalactosaminide alpha-2,6-sialyltransferase activity.